Messenger RNA from Exserohilum turcica Et28A, 786 nucleotides. RefSeq lists its product as uncharacterized. The transcript is spliced from 2 exons. The record is from RefSeq and is a predicted model, not a curated record. Lineage: Eukaryota; Fungi; Ascomycota; Dothideomycetes; Pleosporales; Pleosporaceae. The coding region runs from base 1 to 786 and encodes 261 amino acids.
AUGCAAGACGAUCCUUCCAUUUCCGUGUCUGCACCACCCAUGACUCCAACCCCCCAACCUGAGAACAACAACGUGAAUGCAGACAUCACGCCCACACUACUCCGCCGUAUUGCCGUAUACGUCGUGGAUUUCUUGCACCCCGCCCCCCUCCGCCUUGAAUACCGCCUUCUCUUCGCCCAGCUACCAAGAUACAAGCGCGUCUACCUCCCCAUCAUCGUCCUGCUCUUCUCCAUUGCCGAGUAUGAACAGCCAGGCUGGUUCCCGCGGCCAGACGAACUCAGCGCUGCGGUGAUAGGUCUCCUUGGCGCAGCAGCUCUCAUAUUCCCCACUUUUGCGCUGCUGGAGUACAUCGAGACACACACCUGGCCCUGGCAGGACGAGGGCUUCGUGUGGCCGUGGGAGGCGCUGCUGUGGAGUAGCACAGUGUAUUACGACGAGACUACAGACCAGAGCAUGGCUGCAUAUGAGGAUUGGCACGAUGUGCCGGCUUUACAGGGACCAAGUCUUGAAAUGGUGCGCGGUUGGAGGCAGCAUGAACAAACAAGUCCAACGCCUUCUACAACUCCAGAGGGCUCACCGGCAAGGCAGCUUCGCACCGUCGCACCAACACCUUUUCUACUCCACGGACUCAGACCGCUUCAUCUUCCGCCCCCUCCAACACAUCGCUCUGGGCUUCUGGGAGAGUCGCCGAUGUCCGUUCAAUUCAAACAUUUCGGUAGGCGUUUUGGUUCGGGGGGCGAUGAAGAUGAGGCACAUGAAGAACACGAGGAAGAUGAGAAAGAAUAA